Molecule: messenger RNA, 2108 nt
Organism: Exophiala oligosperma
Lineage: Eukaryota; Fungi; Ascomycota; Eurotiomycetes; Chaetothyriales; Herpotrichiellaceae
Product: TIGR01456 family HAD hydrolase
Exons: 2
Coding region: 241-1617 (458 amino acids)
Biological process (GO): glycerophospholipid biosynthetic process
Cellular component (GO): mitochondrion
Source: RefSeq, a predicted model, not a curated record
CUUGUCUGAUAUCUUUCCACUUUUCUCGCACGUGUGUCCAUUGUUGCCUCUUGUUGCUACCCACCAGGGGGGCACGGCCUUGGGGUUGAGUAUACGUAUAAUAAGCCUGGGUAACCCGCGUAGGCGCUAUUUCUUCAAGGAGAAAAAGGCACCUCAUGGUUCAUUCGAAUAGAGCACCGUCCUUGUUCUUUGCAGAUAAACCGUUUAUAUCCUGAGUCCAAACGAAAUAUCACAACCGACAUGUCUGCCAACGGCGUUCCUUCUGACAUGGACAGAAACCUCCUGUCCCCAAUCACCUCCAAGAGAAGAGAUACACGGAGACUAUCAAACCAGAGUGCCACUCGAUCCGAUCUGUUCGGAGGUCCUGCUGUUGUCGGACCACCAGACAGCCUCGAGGGCGGCUACAGCAAUGCCCACGAAACGGCAAAGGCCAUGGAACUGGCCAAACACCAUCUGGCCGAGGGAUCUGACCUGCCCACCCCUGAAGACUCUCAGCCUGUCACUCCGGAUUCGUCGGGAUUGAAGACCACAGACAAAUAUGCCUAUGCAUUUGAUAUCGAUGGCGUGCUCAUCAAAGGCGGCCACGUCAUUCCAGAAGCCAUUGAAGCCAUGAAGGUUCUGAACGGAGAAAAUGAAUACGGCAUCAAAGUGCCGUAUAUCUUUGUGACGAAUGGUGGUGGAAAAACCGAGGAGGAGCGAUGCAUCCAACUCUCGAACCAGCUCAAGCUGGAAGUGUCUCCCGGGCAGUUCAUUUGUGGCCACACGCCUAUGAGAGAGAUGGCGGAGAAAUACCACACUGUCCUCGUAGUGGGUGGUGAAGGCGAGAAAUGCCGCACUGUCGCAGAAGGAUAUGGCUUCAAGGACGUCAUUACCCCCGGUGACAUCAUCAAAGAUAACAAAGAUACCACACCUUUCCGACAAUUGACUGCCGAGGAGAUGAAGAAUUCCAUCAAAAGGAAUUAUGGUGAAGUCGAGAUCGAGGCGGUAUUCGUCUUCGCCGACAGCAGAGACUGGGCUGGGGACUCUCAGAUCAUCCUGGACCUCUGCAUGAGUAAGAAUGGCCGGCUUGGUACCCGUUCAGAAACGUUCGACGAAGGGCCUCCAGUCUACUUUUCCCACAACGACGUGGUCUGGGCGACUUCGCACACGUACUCACGUAUCGGCAUGGGUGCUCUCCGCGCAUCCCUCGAAGCCAUGUUCAGGGCCAUCACUGGCAAAGAGCUGAAGACCAUUGCCUUUGGCAAGCCACAGCUGGGCACGUUCGACUUUGCAACCAGACUGCUGCAACAAUGGCGGAAAGACACCCACGGCAUCAACAAGCCUCCGGAGACGGUCUACUUUGUUGGUGACACUCCCGAGUCGGACAUCCGAGGUACCAACGAGUUCAACGAGCAUGGCGAUCCCAACGUCGAGUGGUAUUCGAUCUUGGUGAAAACUGGCGUUUUCAGGGAAGGCACCAAGCCCGCCUUCAUCCCAAAGAUGACUGUCGACAAUGUCCUGGAAGCUGUCAAACAUGGCAUGCAGCGCGAAUUCGACAAGGCCUUGAAGAACAUGACUAUCGGCGGCGGAGCACCAGAACUGGCUGAUGCCAUCGCCGAGGAUGACAUUGACGUGUAAAGCAUCUCUUUUUAUUGUCCAGCCCCCUUUUUCUUCGACGACCUUUUUUCUUUCAAAGAACACAGUUUCAGCCCAUGACUCGACCUGUGGACAGUUCAUAUUUCAUUUCUUAGACCGUGGUGUUCUCAAAGCCUGCAGGCCGGGUAUCAAAGUCAGGCAAACGAAUUUCACCACCUACGACUUUACGAAAGCAUUUUGGGAUGGAGUUGCCGGUGCGGAAAUACAAGCCGCGCCACCAUUAUAUCGAAUCACAAAGGCGGCAUUGGCAUGGCGUAAGUGAAAUUGGGAGACCUCGUGAUGUAUGACUUCAACGCUACAUAAGCCCGAAGGGCACGAGAGGGUGGACGAGGAGGCUUGUCAUACAUCGAGCACUCAUUUGAAUGCGGCUGAGACGGGGGCCGCACAGGAACGAUUUUACUUGAGAUCGGAUACAAUACAUGUAGUUACGGAAGUGAAUACGAAAUGACAAUUACACUCAUGAGGAAAGCUCA